This is a messenger RNA of Lucilia cuprina (Australian sheep blowfly), 1611 nucleotides long. RefSeq names its product UDP-glucosyltransferase 2-like. Bases 49 to 1593 code for a protein of 514 amino acids. Gene Ontology annotation, molecular function: UDP-glycosyltransferase activity. Lineage: Eukaryota; Metazoa; Arthropoda; Insecta; Diptera; Calliphoridae. The transcript has 2 exons. The record is from RefSeq and is a predicted model, not a curated record.
UUAAGCAUUUGGUCAAUUUAUAAUAAAUGUAAAUAAUUUAAAAAGCAAAUGCCUUCCAAAUAUCUUUUAAUAGUAUUGUGUAUAUUUCCCAAUUCUUUUUAUGCGGCACAUAUACUAUCAUUAUUUGGAAUGCCUGUGCCAUCGCAAUAUGCCUUUAUAGAGCCGUUACUAAAAGAAUUGGCGAGACGUGGCCACCAAAUAACGUCCAUAACAAGUUUUCCACAAAAACAACCAGUGCCCAAUUUUCGUGAUGUUGUGGUUAAGAAAAAUUUAAAUUUAUUUAUAGACUAUAAAAAUUUCACCGUCGAUAAUAUCGAAUCAAAUUAUUAUGAGAUAAUGGAUGAUUUAUACAAUCGAGCUUUCCAAAUGUGUAUAAAUAUACAAAAUGAUGCGACAGUUCGUCAUAUAUUGAAUAAAGAGAAAAUCGAUUUAAUUAUUAUGGAGGUAUUCUUUUCAGAAUCAUUUUUUGGUUUAUCGGAGUAUUUGCAGGCUCCUAUUGUAGGUGUCUCCACGUUGGGUGCUAUGAUUUCAAUUGAUGAAUUAGUGGGUAAUAUAAGUCCCAAGUCUUACUUACCAAAUUUGAUUUUACCUUUGCAUGAAAUGACUUUUUGGGAAAGACUUUUAAAUGUUAUCUUGUAUUUUGUGGAACUGGCUCAUUACUACCGCAAAUAUAUGCCGAUACAAAAACAAAUCUAUAAUUUUUAUUAUCCCAAUGCAAAAUUAACUUUCGAAGAAGCACAAAAAAAUUUCUCUUUAGUUCUAUUGAAUGAUCACUUUGUGCUAACGACACCAAGACCAUAUGUACCCAAUAUGAUUGAAGUGGCUGGUUUAAAUAUUGUAACAAAUCCCGAACCUUUAACACCGGUUAUAAAGCAAAUCUUAGAUAGCAGUCAUGAAGGAGUUAUUCUUAUAUCUUUAGAUGUUAAAUUGAAUCAGCAAACAAUAAAUAUAUUUCUACAACAAUUUAAGUCCAUGCCUCAGAUUGUAUUUUGGAAAACUUCCCAGAAAAUUUCUAAUCCACCGUCAAAUGUAUAUAUAUCUCCUAACUUUGUUGAAGCCUCUAUACUACCACAUCCUAAUAUCCAACUUUACAUAACCCCUGGUGGUUUUCUUAGCAUUAUAGAGACUGUCUAUCAUGGUCUACCGAUUUUGGGUGUGAUCUCUACAGAAAAGCAGGAAGAUUAUGUGGACUACGUCAAAAGGGUAGGCAAUGGAGUGUCCAUUAAAUUACACACCAUAACGGAAAAAAGUCUUGCAAAAGCUUUCAAUGAACUUUUAGAAACCCCAUACUAUGCAAACAUUGCCAAAACUUUAUCACUUAGAUUUCGUGAUCAACAAAAUACACCCCUAGAACGUGCUGUCUAUUGGAUUGAAUAUGUUUUACGUCAUAAAGGUGCCGCACAUUUACGCAACAUGGGACAGAAUUUGACAUGGUGGCAAUUUUACAAUGUUGAUGUAAUAAUUGCAAUAUUAUGUAUAUUUGCUUUAAUAAGUUUUUUAGCUUUAGUUUUAGUAAAGAUUUUGAUACAAUUCUUAUGGAAAUUGAAAACGAAAAGAAACAUUAGUAAUGUGAAUAAAGAAAAGAAAGUCUAAAAGACAUAAAGUGUUAAA